This is a messenger RNA of Dromiciops gliroides (monito del monte), 1376 nucleotides long. Its product is annotated as mas-related G-protein coupled receptor member E-like. Gene Ontology annotation, molecular function: G protein-coupled receptor activity. The coding region runs from base 258 to 1376 and encodes 372 amino acids. The record is from RefSeq and is a predicted model, not a curated record. Gene Ontology annotation, cellular component: membrane. Lineage: Eukaryota; Metazoa; Chordata; Mammalia; Microbiotheria; Microbiotheriidae. The transcript is spliced from 3 exons. Gene Ontology annotation, biological process: G protein-coupled receptor signaling pathway.
AGGGGAGGGGUUCCCCUGAGGCGGAGGCGGAGGCGGAGGCGGAGGCAGUUUAGGGCUGAAGCCUCUGACAAGUGGACCGACACCACGUGACACUCCCCUGCCCCACUCCCCAUCAGCCGGGAGAUGCUGGCGCCUGCUAACAGCUGUCCGGGAGACGCCCUGAUCCGAUCGCUGGCUGGGCCAGGAAUGAGGCGCCUCCCGCUGGAACUCCCUAGUGUGAGCCGGCAGUUCAAAGCCCCCUCCACCCGGGAAGGUGGAUGGAAGCCAAGACAGAGCUGGGUGCUGCCCGAAGCCACUGGGCUGACAGAAGAGGCUCCCUAGGAUCCUCCACUACCCAAGGGGGACGUUGGGUGGCAGCAGAGUCCUACAGGGGAUCCCUGAGCAUGGAUGCAGGUGCCAGGGAGCUGGUUCCCGUGUUCUCAGCCUGGGAUGGUGGGGCUGGCAACUGGACGGAGAUGGGCAUGAGGCGCCUCAUUCUGAGCCGGAGCAAGGACGAGGGGCUCGUCUUCAGCGUCGUCAUCCUCGCUCUGACCGAGGCCGUGGGUCUGGCGGGCCUGGCCGGGAACGGCAUCAUCCUGUGGCUCCUAAGCAGCCGCAUCUAUCGGAACCACUUCUCCAUCUACCUCCUGGAUCUGGCCAGCGCCGACUUCCUUUUCUUGUGCUGCCACAUGGUGAUCGUCAUUCCCGAGACUCUCCAGCACGACUUCAGCUUCCCCCAUUAUGUCUAUGACAGCCUCCUGGCCCUGCGGUUCUUCUUCUACACCGUGGGCCUGAGCCUCCUGGGGGCCCUCAGCGCAGAGCAGUGUGCCGCCACCCUCUGGCCCACGUGCUACCGCCGCCGCCGGCCCCCCCACACGUCUGCCAUUGUGUGCGCCCUGCUCUGGGCCCUCUGUCUCCUCUUGCACUUCCUGUCUUACGGUACCUGCGGAGAGCUGUCUGGGGGCAACACGGGGACCGUGUGCAGCCAGAUCGGCCUGGCCCGGGUGGGCUUGCUCUGCCUCCUCUUGUCCACGAUGUGUGUGUCCAGUCUGAUCUUGCUCAUCCGGGGGGAGUGCGGUUCCCAGCGCCGCGGGCCCCAGAAAUUCUACCUGAUGAUUCUGUUCCCUGUCCUCACCUUCCUCUUCUGUGGCCUUCCCUUUGGCAUCUACAGGCUGUCCCUAAACUGGCUGGACAUCCCCGCCUACUACUACUGCCUCAGUGUCCUCAUGGCCUGUGUGAACAGCUCAGCUAAGCCAGCCAUCUACUUCUGCGUAGGCAGCCUCCGGCAGCGCAGCUUCAGGGAGCCCCUCAAGGCCGUUCUGCUGAGGGCCCUGGGGGAUGAGGAAGAGCUGGGGGAGGGGGGAGAAAUGCUGGACACAGGCCCUGUGGAGAUGUGA